CACAACGCUCAGUCACAGGGAGUCGAUAAGAACAGAAACAGGAGCCUCCGUACAAGGUAGCAAGCCAAGUGAAAUGGGGAGCCAAUGCUGUAAAGGUAAUUCCCGAAAAUCAUCGGUGACGGAAAAUGCCGGAUCCACUUCCAGUCCAAAAAGUAAAUGUCCGAUCCCUGCUCAAAGGGAAGGAAAGCAGUCCGCAGAGACCCGUCCUGUUGAAAAACAUCCUUCUCCACGAAUUUCAUCGAAGGACGCUGAAAAAGAACCUGAAUCAGAUAUUGGACAACAAUCUCGGGUCGAUACUUCCGAUGUGAUUGUAAAUAUAGAUGGUGGAGAUCAACCGUUGACGUCCCAAGGAGAAAAGGCCGAAUUUUUCGAAAGGACCACCGAAGUGGAUGAAUACACUCUCCGAAAUCAGAAAAUGAACCUGGAUAUCAUACGCACAGGAGGAAGCGAAGAUACUGAGGCAAGAUUAUUUGACGCCUACACAGACCUAAUGAUUCAUGUCACAACACCUAUGUGGUUAUUUGUCGAACACAAUAAGAUAGAGGGGCAAGAUCACAAGCAAAACUUUGAAGUGGACUUCCAACAAUUGUUCAGAAGCAGUAACUCUAACACAGACAGAACAACCAUCACCGUGGUCUGUGGGUCUGCAGGGUCUGGGAAAAGCACCAUGAUACAGAAGAUAGUCCGUGACUGGGCCAGGAAUAAGAAAUAUGAACAGUUUAAAUUUGUCUUUCAUUUUAAGAUUCAGAACUUAACUGCAAUGAAAGACAAGACACAUUUAAAUAACUUGGUCCUUCACUCCUAUCCUUACUCGAAGGAUGAGCUGGAUCAUGUAUGGAAAGAACCCAGAAAUAUAUUGUUUAUAUUGGAUAAUUUCGACCAUUUAGAUGGAACAAUUAAUUUCUCCGAUAAUGAGAGAAACAGCGAUCCACCUCACCAAUGUUUCAUUCCCGAGUCUUCCAGCGAAGUUUCAGACAUCGUGCGCUGCCUCAUGCAGGGAGACUUGCUGAAAGGGUGCUCAGUGCUGGUCACAACCCGGCCGUGGAAACUACGGACGCUGCGUCAGACAACGAUAGAUUUAACUUUCCAAAUCAUGGGAUUCACCUCUGAAAGUGUAAAACAAUAUUUCCACAGUUAUUUCCGAGAUAAACAGUACGUGGGACGUGUUAUGAAUCUCAUUGAGAGGAAUGACAUAUUGCGCAGCAUGUGUCGUAACCCUUUAUUCUGCUCAGUCCUCGCCUCUUCACUGAAGUCACGCCAGGUGCAUGGAGAGGAACAGAGAGCAAGGUUCAGCAUCAACCUGACUCGUUUGUUCUCUGCCUACGUCACAGUACUUCUCAGGGAUAGCGGAUAUGAUGAAGAAACCUCCCGAAACGGUUUGCUUAAACUGGGUGAGCUGGCCCAUAAUGGAAUUUCUCGUAAUAUCUUUUCGUUUGAAACCGAUGUAUUGAGUGACCAGAAUUCCUUUCCCCCCAAUCUUACCUCUGGGUUUAUGAGUCAAGUUCCAGACAAGAAUACGCGCGGUGUUGUUUUCAAAUUCGCGCACUCUGCUGUGCAGGACUUUGUUGCUGCCCUAAUGAAAAGAAUGGGUACGCCAGGAAGAGCACUGAAAGGAUUGUUGAAUGAAACGUUCACGGCCGCUGAUGACCGAUUUAGUAUGUUCACGCGUUUUCUUGUUGGCCUUUCUUCACCGAAGUCAACAGAUCAGCUAGAGGGCAAACUGGGGAAAUUUCCUUGUGAAGCCAGCUCGUCUAUUUCCGAUUGGCUCAAAGAUAAUGUCAAAAGCAGACUGCAGAACUUGGAACAUGGGCACAACCAAACAAUAUUCUUAAACAUGCUGCACUGUUUUCUUGAAUAUGAAGAUAGAGAGCUGAUGACGGCCGCAUUGGCAUCGAUAAACAGAAUAAAAUUUAAUCAAUGUUCCCUUCAAUAUUCCGACUGCGUGGUUUUAUCGACCACUUUAAUAAACAUGGAACUGAUAGAAGAGCUCGAUCUCAGUUCAUGCGGGAUCAAGGCGGAAGGAUUACAGCUGUUGCAACCAAUGAUGCAUAAAUGUAAAGUACUCAGAGUCAGUGGAAAUGACCUGCGAGAUUCUGCAGUGAAGAUUUUCUCGAGCGUUCUGAAGGGAAAUGACUGUAAAGUACAAACUUUGGAUUUGAAAUCCACCCGGCUCACAGAUGCUUGCUUAAGUAGUCUGUUCUCAGCUCUCAGUGAAAAUUGUUCAUUGACGGAGCUGGACCUGAGUAACACCGUUCAGCACUGGGAAAACGCCAAUCGAUUCACCGAUCUUGUCCUGCGGGAAAUUACAGGUUGCAAAACUCAGCGGAAGGAAAUCAGAUGGGUUCGCAUUGGACGUGGACAUGACAUUUCAAAUUAUAACAGAGAAUCGAAAGGUAUAAUUGUAAAAACAGAUUGAAGAUCUGUUCGUCAAUGAGAUUUAUUUCAUAAAACACCAUCCAUGGGGCAGCAGGGAUAUUCGAUGGCUAACGAAUAAUAUGUCGACUUCUCAAGAAAUGGGAUUAUGAAUGGCAACUCAGAAAAUUAGCCUACGUAUAAUGUAGAAGUCAUGACAUUCUGUUUCAUGUGCUGUUUUAGGUUUUCUCACAUUGUUUAUCAGCUUUAUCUACAACUGUGAUCCUAUGUAUUCACCGUAAAAAUUUAGAGUGGAUGCAAUGCAAUAGUAAUACUCAUUAAUUAAAUGGAGAAAGUUCCAAAGAAAGGGAAGCAUGAACAUUUAU
Pristis pectinata (smalltooth sawfish) is the source of this 2738-nucleotide messenger RNA. RefSeq names its product NACHT, LRR and PYD domains-containing protein 10-like. The transcript is spliced from 7 exons. NCBI's taxonomy places the organism in Eukaryota, Metazoa, Chordata, Chondrichthyes, Rhinopristiformes, Pristidae. Gene Ontology annotation, molecular function: protein binding. Gene Ontology annotation, cellular component: cytoplasm. Bases 74 to 2416 code for a protein of 780 amino acids. The record is from RefSeq and is a predicted model, not a curated record.